AACCAUCCCUGGUCAAACAGCUGAUUAUACGGCAGAUAAAGUUCAAUCACAAUAUUAAUUAAUAAUUGUUGUUUUAAAGAGUUAGUUAAAUAUGCAACACACUUUAAGGCGAUGUCUGACAAUGGCGAAGACUGGCAGAGGGAGCUUGCGGCAACUGGCAACGCUACCGCAUGCACCCGAACAAAACAAAAAUCAAACAAGUCGCAAUCAGUUGCCCAGGUUGAUGGACUUUCCGGAGAUAAUAUGGCCAUCGGCACUGAAUACAAUCAAAAAUUGGAUAACCGUACAGUUCAUCAUACGUCCAUAUUUUGAUAGUGAAUUUCAAAUCAAGGACUUUGUAUACGGCGCAAAACAGGCGCUGCAGGUCGUGUCUAGCAAGUUGGUGGGCGGAGAUCUGAGCCAGCUACAGGAUCUAGUGACACCCGAGGCCAUAGCCGAACUGAAGCCCGUCGUGCAGAAACUGUCCAUGACGCAGCGCAAACAACUGGAGAUCCACGAGAGCGACAUCUAUUUGUCGUUUCCCUAUCAAAUCGGCAUCAUGUUCGAUGAUGCGAACGAUAAGCUGCAAAAGCGUUGGGUCGAGAUCACAAUGGUGUUCCAUGUGAUGCGUGGCCUGACCGAAAUGCGUGAACGAGGCGAGGAGAUACCCUGGAAUAUGGGCACAAUGCCGGAAUAUCAGGAUCGGGUCUUCAUUUGUAAUUAUCGCUUUAAAAAAGAGUUUACAGCCGGACAGCAAUCAGACUGGACGAUCAAUGUGGCCAAUCAUUUCAGGGCCAUUGAUCUAAUUAAUGAAUCGAAAUAGCAGUUGGCUUCCUAACUCAGAUUCUUAGAAAUCGUAGAAAACCCCAUUGUAUCAGAUAUAGUUCCCGGAAGUUUGCCUAAUCACAUUUUAGAUGAAUUUUGGAAUAAAAUUUGCAUUGCAAGUGUUUAGGUAUGAGCAAAACAUAAAAAAAAAAAACAAAACAAAAACCACUCAGAUCAUUUAAAGUUUUAUCAUUUUUUUUUUUUUGUAUCUUAAUAUCUGGUUAUUAUAUAGUUUAAAUAACGAGUAUGUGUUUAGAUGACAAUACAAAUUGAUUUGUUUUGA
This is a messenger RNA of Drosophila mojavensis, 1087 nucleotides long. Its product is annotated as m-AAA protease-interacting protein 1, mitochondrial. Gene Ontology annotation, biological process: inner mitochondrial membrane organization; protein insertion into mitochondrial inner membrane from matrix. Gene Ontology annotation, cellular component: mitochondrial inner membrane. The coding region runs from base 92 to 802 and encodes 236 amino acids. Gene Ontology annotation, molecular function: ribosome binding. Lineage: Eukaryota; Metazoa; Arthropoda; Insecta; Diptera; Drosophilidae. The record is from RefSeq and is a predicted model, not a curated record. The transcript is spliced from 3 exons.